AUGAAAUUACCUUGGAUUGUCUACAAUGUUCUGCUGGUCGCUGUCUGCACAACGUACCCCUCCUGCUUCGCACAAGGGGCCACUGUUAUCACCUCAUUACUGACGAUAGAAACCAUAAUCACCAAUCGGUACACAUCAUUGCUAGCCGCAACGGUCACUCAACCGCCAAUCACAGUGACUCAGAUCAUAUCAGCUCCGGUAGGGCCUGCGUCUACAGCGGCCUCUCUUCCUCCCCCCACCCUUCAGCUAGCUCCGGUACAACUUGCGCCUACUCCAGCCGCCAGUCCUCCACCCAUCGUUCAGCCGGGUUUAGUAGUGCCUGCACCUCCUGCGGCCGCUUAUCCUGUGCCCGUCGUUCCGCCAGUUCAGCCGGUUCAGCCCGGCGGGAAGGUGUCGCAUGGUGGUCUCAGCGUACCAAACCCGUUUGAUGCGGUGGGCAAUAUUGUUGGCGGUGCGGCGAACGCUGCUGGAGGUAUUGUUGGCGGCGCAGCUAAUGCUGCUGGUGGUAUUGUGAAAGGUGGAGCUGGGCUUGCUGGCCAAGCUGUCGAUGCAGCUGGCAAUGUUGCUGGAGGUGUGCUCGGGGGAACCCAUCCGCCACCGUUACCAGUGCCGGUACCGGUGUCCAUGCCAGGGGCACCAGGGAUUCCAGGGGCCCCCAGUGUUCCAGGAGUCGUGGGAGUAGGAGCCCUACCAGGGAUUCCGGCAGCUCCAGGGAUACCAGGCCUGCCGGCGGUUCCAGCUAUCCCUUCUGGGGAACCCGUACCGGUUAUUACCAGCCCCUGCACCUGUCCCUGUCCCUGUACCUGCCCCAGGGUCAGUGCCAGAUUCCCAGGAAACUUUACCACUGGAAUUUCCUCUUCCUGCUCCUCCGACUCUUGGUCCUGGGCCAACAAUACCGUCGGGGCUAUUGACGAUUCCUAG
This is a messenger RNA of Fonsecaea pedrosoi CBS 271.37, 921 nucleotides long. RefSeq lists its product as uncharacterized. NCBI's taxonomy places the organism in Eukaryota, Fungi, Ascomycota, Eurotiomycetes, Chaetothyriales, Herpotrichiellaceae. The transcript has a single exon. The record is from RefSeq and is a predicted model, not a curated record. Bases 1 to 921 code for a protein of 306 amino acids.